AUGUCUCCCAACGUCGAGGCCGAAGCGCCUCACAACAACUUCGACACCAUACUCGUUCUCGACUUUGGCUCUCAAACGAGCCAUCUUAUCUUGCGUCGGCUUCGGGCUCUCGGCGUCUUCGCUGAGCUGCUUCCGUGUACCACCAAGAUCUCUGAUCUGGCAUGGAAGCCCAAAGGAAUUGUGUUCUCUGGAGGCCCUUCUUCUGUCUACGACGAGGGCGCGCCCCGUAAGGUUUCCGUCUCCCGAACCUAUGGUUGCCAAGAGAUCGCAUGGCGGAUUGACUCAACGAAUGUUGCCCGCGGAGAGGCACGAGAGUAUGGCCACGCCGACGUCAACAUCGCCAAGGUUAAUAGUCAUGUCGACCGGCUCUUCGCUGGUUUGGGGGAUAGUAUUCCUGCGUUCAUGUCCCACUUCGACAAGCUAGUUAGCCUGCCUACGGGCUUUGUGGUCAUUGCUGCUACCAAGAACUCAGAGUACGCCGGCAUCGCCCAUGAGGAGAAGCCCAUCUUUGGCGUCCAGUUCCAUCCUGAGCUCGAACACACACCCCGCGGCAGCGAGCUCCUCCGAAACUUCAGCGUUGAUAUCUGCGGAGCUCAACCAAAUUGGAAAAUGGGCGAUUUCGUCCAGCUCGAGAUCGCUCGCAUCCGGGAUCUCGUUGGUGACCGAGCACUCGUCCUUGGGGCUUGUAGCGGUGGUGUGGAUAGCACUGUAGGAGCGGCCCUAAUGCGUGAAGCCAUCGGGGACCGCUUUAAAGCCAUCCUCAUCGACAAUGGAUGUAUGCGUCUCAACGAGUGCGAGGAGGUCAAGGAGACGCUUGGAAAACACCUUGGCAUUAAUCUCACAGUUGUCGAGGCUGGCGAGCUGUUCUUGAGUCGUCUUGCGGGUGUUUCUGAUCCCGAAAAGAAGCGGAAGAUUAUUGGGUCGACUUUCAUCGAUCUGUUCGAGAAAGAGGCUAUCAGGAUCGAGAAAGAAGCAGAGAACACCCCCAACUCCGGGAAGGUGGAAUGGUUUUUGCAGGGGACACUGUACCCUGACGUUAUCGAGUCUUUGAGCUUCCGAGGCCCUUCGGCCACUAUCAAGAGUAAGCGAGUCAACGAAGUCCCGGGAGUAGAAGACUGCCCCACGAAGUCGUGCAAAAGAAGAAGCGGACAAAAGCUGACAUUAGAGACAGCUCACCACAACGUAGGCGGUUUGCCUGAGCGGAUGAUGAACGGCCAAGGCUUGCGUCUCAUAGAGCCGCUUAGGCUUUUAUUCAAAGAUGAAGUGAGGGCAAUUGGUAAGCAGCUCGGCAUACACGAGUCGCUAGUAAAUCGCCAUCCCUUUCCCGGGCCUGGCAUUGCCAUUCGCAUCCUCGGCGACGUUACCAAGGAGCGAGUAGAUAUCGCCCGCAAGGCCGACCACAUCUUCAUCACCAUGAUCAAGGAGGCUGGCCUUUACGACCAGAUAUCUCAAGCCUUUGCUGGUCUCGAUACUAGCCGUACUGUUGGUGUUUUUGGUGAUAAGCGAGUUUGGGGUUACAUCGUGAUUCUCCGCGCUGUUCGUACCAAAGAUUUCAUGAGCGCGGAGGUGUUUAGCUUCGACAACUCCUUCCUCAUGAAUGUUGCGCGCACCAUUUGCAAUGAGGUAGAGGGUGUGUCCCGUGUUGUCUAUGAUUUUACCUCAAAGCCCCCCGGCACUAUUGAGCUGGAAUAG
This is a messenger RNA of Phialemonium atrogriseum, 1692 nucleotides long. RefSeq lists its product as uncharacterized. Gene Ontology annotation, biological process: GMP biosynthetic process. The coding region runs from base 1 to 1692 and encodes 563 amino acids. Gene Ontology annotation, cellular component: cytosol. The transcript has 19 exons. The record is from RefSeq and is a predicted model, not a curated record. Gene Ontology annotation, molecular function: GMP synthase activity; ATP binding; GMP synthase (glutamine-hydrolyzing) activity. NCBI's taxonomy places the organism in Eukaryota, Fungi, Ascomycota, Sordariomycetes, Cephalothecales, Cephalothecaceae.